UUUCAAAAAUCUGUAGUUUUAGUACGACUGUACAAGUAGUGGAGUAGCUGUCCUCCCAGAAAUGGAGUCGGUGCCUAAAAUGUACGAAUAAGAGAGAGAGAUUGCCUAAAAAAGGAAAUGGUUUUCAUGGAUCUCAAUGAGUUAAGAAAGCGAUUUUCACCUUCGAAACCCCAAAUCUCCGACGCCAUUGAUGCUUCUCCAGGUCAAGCAGCUCGACCUAUGGUUUCCUUCAAUUUCAUUGCUGCAAAUUUCACCAAAACCUUCGCUGCUCUUCUCAUCAUCUUACCUGUUUUGAUCACCUUCUCUCUCAUUUAUCGCAACCCCCAUUCGGAUCAUCGUUCAUCCCCUUUUGCCGAUGCUAGGGUUUUAGAUCCCAAAUCCUCACAAAUCAAUUCGCAAUCAUUUGAACAUGUUGAAGGGGCUGAUGACAAAUUGCUUGGUGGACUUCUUCCAUCUGGAUUUGAUGUAGCAUCCUGUUUAAGCAGAUACCAGUCGUUCAUGUAUCGGAAAGCAUCACCUUUUAAGCCUCCGAGUUAUCUUAUAUCUAGACUACGGAAGUAUGAAGAGCAACACAGACGCUGUGGACCCGGUACUCAAGCGUACAACGAGGCUCUGAGUCAACUUAAAUCUGGCAACCAAAGUGCUGUGCCUACGGAAUGUAACUAUGUUGUGUGGAUAUCAUUUAGUGGCUUGGGAAACAGAAUUUUGACAGUGAGUGCAGCUUUUCUUUAUGCUCUUCUCUCAAACCGGAUCCUGCUCAUUGACCCAGGAACUGACAUGACUGAUCUAUUCUGUGAGCCGUUUCCUGAUACCUCAUGGUUUUUACCUCACGACUUCCCAUUAAACAAUAAAUUCAAUGGUUUUAACCAGAAAUCUUCCAGAUGCCAUGGGUUUAUGCUGAAAAAGAAUCUUCUAAAUGCCUCAGCAGAAGAGGUACCAGCCGUACCACCGUAUUUGUAUCUUCAUUUGGGUCAUGACUAUAAUGACCAUGACAAGCUUUUCUUCUGUGAUGAAGACCAAACUCUUCUUGACAAAGUUCCAUGGUUGAUAAUGAGAAGUGACAACUACUUUGUCCCUUCCCUUUAUUUGAUCCCGUCAUUUGAGCAAGAACUGUUUAAACUGUUUCCUGAAAAAGUAACCAUUUUUCACCACCUUGGCCGCUAUCUUCUCCACCCAACAAAUGAAGUUUGGGGGUUGAUUACAAGGUAUUAUAAUGCUUACUUAGCCAGGGCAGAUGAGAGGAUUGGAAUCCAAAUCAGGACAUUUGAGGAGGGGCCAGGUCCAUUCCAGCAUGUAAAUGACCAAAUUCUGUCCUGCAUAUCAAAGGAGAAAUUACUCCCGGAAGUUGACAGGGAUAAUUUAGCUUUCGGUUUAUCGAAGAACCCGAGGUCCAUAGCGGUUCUUGUUACAUCGUUGGAUGCGGGUUACAGCGAUUCUCUGAGAGAAUUAUAUUGGGAACAUCCAACUGUUACUGGAGAAGCGGUUGGAUUUUACCAGCCAAGUCAUGAAGGGUUUCAGCAAUCACACAAGAAGAAUCAUAACAGGAAAGCCUUGGCAGAAAUGUAUCUUUUAAGUUUGAGCGAUAAAUUGGUGACAAGCGCGUGGUCGACUUUCGGGUAUGUCGCUCAAGGUUUCGGAGGGUUGAAACCGUGGAUUUUGUACAAGCCAGAGGACAAGAAAACCCCGAACCCAGCUUGUGGCCGAGCCAUGUCUAUCGAGCCUUGUUUCCACGCUCCUCCCUUCUGGGAUUGCAAAGCAAAAACAGGUAUUGAUACUGGUAAGCUUGUACCUCAUGUAAGGCAUUGCGAGGAUAUUAGUUGGGGUCUUAAGGUAGUUGAUGGCAGUGAAGAGCUAUAGAUCAGAUUAGGUAGUUGAAAUACUAGUCGGUGUUAAAUUAUUUUGGUGAAUGUAUUGUUACAUUAAAACGCUUGUGACCAAUGUAUAUUGUUGCCAUUUCGGUUGGUGUAUUGUGUAUGUACUAUCCCGUGUAAACAUGGCCAAGCAUGAUAUGAUAGACUGAUGUAUUUGAUACGAUAGACUGGUGCAUUUGAUACGAUAGACUGAUGCAUUUGAA
Spinacia oleracea (spinach) is the source of this 2074-nucleotide messenger RNA. RefSeq names its product galactoside 2-alpha-L-fucosyltransferase. Lineage: Eukaryota; Viridiplantae; Streptophyta; Magnoliopsida; Caryophyllales; Amaranthaceae. Gene Ontology annotation, molecular function: galactoside 2-alpha-L-fucosyltransferase activity. The transcript is spliced from 2 exons. Gene Ontology annotation, biological process: cell wall biogenesis; xyloglucan biosynthetic process. The coding region runs from base 118 to 1857 and encodes 579 amino acids. The record is from RefSeq and is a predicted model, not a curated record. Gene Ontology annotation, cellular component: membrane; Golgi apparatus.